AUGAGUAGCUUGCCUACUCCCCAGAGCGGUAGAAAGAAGACUCUACGCUUCCAUUCUCGUACUCAGGCAGCCCAACAGGCCCCUAUUGACGAAGAAUCAGAUGAAGGUGACAUUACCCAGUACGCGGAAGCCACAGAGGGAGCCAUGGAGUCAUCCGCUAGUCAAGACGCGGACACUCAUCAUGAAUCCGAUGAUGGAACCCCAAGCCCAAGUGCUACGCGUACAGCACUCACAGGAGCGCGUCCUGCCGGCAGUUCUAUGCCUAGAAUGGGUCAAGAUGGCAUGAUAUCCAUGUCAUUAGAUGACCUUAUGGCGUUCUGCGAUAGGAUGAGCACGCGUCGGGAGGUCACCCCUGCUGUGGACGAUUUCAAAUCUCAGAUCCGCGAAUAUCAAAAAGAUGUCCAAAAAGCCAUGGAUACUAAGGCUGUAACCAUGUUUGACGGCACCAAUUACCAGGCCUGGCGUACAGGAAUCCUUGCGGACGCCGAAGUUGUCAGCGGAUCUGACAUUCUUAUGAAGAACCAAUGUGUCUGUCCAGAUGACAUCAGUCAAGACGCGUUAAGUGCUGAAAAAUGA
Messenger RNA from Blastomyces dermatitidis ER-3, 576 nucleotides. RefSeq lists its product as uncharacterized. The coding region runs from base 1 to 576 and encodes 191 amino acids. NCBI's taxonomy places the organism in Eukaryota, Fungi, Ascomycota, Eurotiomycetes, Onygenales, Ajellomycetaceae. The transcript has a single exon. The record is from RefSeq and is a predicted model, not a curated record.